Molecule: messenger RNA, 1106 nt
Organism: Malurus melanocephalus (red-backed fairy wren)
Lineage: Eukaryota; Metazoa; Chordata; Aves; Passeriformes; Maluridae
Product: V-type proton ATPase subunit e 2
Exons: 4
Coding region: 96-341 (81 amino acids)
Biological process (GO): proton transmembrane transport
Cellular component (GO): proton-transporting V-type ATPase, V0 domain
Molecular function (GO): proton-transporting ATPase activity, rotational mechanism
Source: RefSeq, a predicted model, not a curated record
GUGUCGCAGGCGCGGCGCGCUCCGGGCGCGGAUUGGCGGCGCGGCGCGGCAGUGGGCGGGGCCGCGGGCGGGGCCGUGUCCGGUGCGGAGCGGCCAUGACGGCGCACAGCUUCGCGCUGCCGCUCGUCCUCUUCUCGGCCUUUUGGGGCCUCGUGGGCAUCGCCGCCCCCUGGUUCGUGCCCAAGGGGCCGAACCGMGGGGUGAUCAUCACGAUGCUAGUCACCACCGCCGUGUGCUGUUACCUCUUCUGGCUCAUUGCCAUCUUGGCCCAGGCCAAUCCCCUGUUCGGGCCGCAGCUGAAGAACGAGACCAUCUGGUACGUGCGCUUCCUCUGGGAGUAAGCAGUCCUUGGGAGCUGGCACCUCAGCAGAGACCCCAUCAAACCCAUCACCCUCUUGUAGCUGUUCCAGCCUCUACUCUCCUGCACCAGAGAGCCCCCAGAGGUGCUGGGACAGAGGCUGGAUCCGCUGCCCGAGCACCCCUGGAGCUCUGCAGCCUGGACUGAUGGAUGGCUGCCCCCCGAGCAUGGCAGGCAGCACCCCUGGACGAGAGCCUACUAAUCCAGCACUAGGAGCAGCCACACUAYUGGGGAGAGAUCCCUUCAGCUGGCCAAGUGCUGCAGUGACUGAGCACCAUCCUGUGAGGGAUCUGUGUGUGGUGCCAGCGUAUCCUGUCCCAAGCAGUGCUUGCCCUGUCCCCUUGGUGUUCAGCCCUAGUCCCCACGUGAAAUGCCCCUGCUCGUAGCCCAACUACUUGCCAUGUCCCUGUUCAUUACAUCCAUUGGCUGCCCCUCUGCAUGAGAAGGCAGGAGCUAUUACAUCCUUUGUUGGUCUGGUCAGCUCCCUGUGGUGGGGGUAGCCCCUGCAAACACAGAUUCUGGCUGUGGGUUGGAGAAGGGAGGGCUGACCCUGGUGGAGCAUGCAGACAGACCCCUUUGGGUGUAAUAAGGGAGGUUUUGGAGUCUGUUGGAGGGGAUGAAAGGAGGGCGGUGUCUCCCUGCAGUGAGGCAGCUGCAGUAGUGUUUAGGUAUUUUCACCACAUCACGAUGGGUCCAGGUUCUGCCAAUAGCCAAAUAGGGCAUUGUGUUUCAGGUUUCCCUUAUUUAU